This is a messenger RNA of Malassezia restricta, 972 nucleotides long. Its product is annotated as CORD and CS domain protein. The record is from RefSeq and is a predicted model, not a curated record. Bases 1 to 972 code for a protein of 323 amino acids. NCBI's taxonomy places the organism in Eukaryota, Fungi, Basidiomycota, Malasseziomycetes, Malasseziales, Malasseziaceae. The transcript is spliced from 2 exons.
AUGGUAUUGUGCAAGCGAAGAGGAUGCGGUACAGAGUUCGACGCCACAGGCGUCUCCCAAGGGCCCUGCACGUACCACCCAGGUGCGCCUGUCUUCCAUGAGGGUCUCAAGUCGUGGUCCUGCUGCAAAGAGACCAACAAACCCGUGCUGGAAUUUGAGCAGUUCAUGAAGCUGCCUGGCUGUGCUAUGGCCGAGGCACAUACAGACGAGGCACAGCCAUUACCGACCCCGCAGAAACCAGCUGUGAGUAACGAGGAAGAGCGUCUCAGCACCACGUUGAAUGCGGUUCAAUUGAACAAGCCGGCGCCUAUUCCGCCACCCACUCAAGGUCCCCCGCCACCCGCACCUGAGCCGCGCGAUCCCGACUCGCUCGUUCAUGUGCCAGCAGGAACAGCAUGCCGCCGCAGUGGCUGUAACUACGUGCAAAAAGAGGCCCUCGAUACCCGAGACAAGACGCAAGAGACGUGUCGGUAUCACAAAGGUGUGCCCAUUUUUCACGAGGGGUCCAAGGGCUACACAUGCUGCAAGCGGCGUGUCUUGCACUUUGAUGAUUUCCUGCAGAUCGAGCCGUGCACGAAAGCGGAACAUGGCCACCUCUUCGAGGCGCCCAAGCCAGCUGACAACGGCCGAGUCGAAUGCCGCAUGGACCACUAUGAAACACCGGGCGAUGUGCGCGUCACUGUAUACGCCAAAGGCGUCGAGCAAAGUAACAGCGUGAUUGAGAUUCGCGAGAACGAGGUCGUGCUUUCGCUGGCCCUGGGCGCAACACCAUCCAUUCCGCACACGCGCCGCUUUGAGCGCACGCUUCAGUUAUACGCGCCUGUGAACCCUAGCGCGUCAACUUGUACGCUAGGCAAGAUGAAACUCGAUCUUGUUCUGGCAAAGCAGACCGAGGGAGAGAGCUGGCCUACCCUCGAGCGUGGCGAGCGUGUGUUCGGCUAUGGCCUCACGUUCGGGCGCCGUACAGCAUGA